Lachancea dasiensis is the source of this 2166-nucleotide messenger RNA. The record is from the annotation of a GenBank genome assembly. NCBI's taxonomy places the organism in Eukaryota, Fungi, Ascomycota, Saccharomycetes, Saccharomycetales, Saccharomycetaceae.
AUGGAUCCCAGAGGUGAUAAUAUUCUCAGUAUGAGACAGAUGGGUGAUGCACGCUCAACCUUGGCACAUGUUGCUUCCAAACAACUGUCUCAACAGGAUCCAACCAUCAAGUUGGUGGAUUUGGGGAUUGUUUCCCUUACUCAAGAAACUAUUGAUUUACUACUUCCUGUGGAGAGAUUAUCUUUGCAAAAGAAUCAGCUUACGGGCUUACCUGAAUCUUUUAGCAGAUUACAAGAAUUGCGAUAUCUAGAUGUGCACAGCAAUAAACUUGAAGCAUUUCCAGAAGUUUUGCUCAAAUGUGAGCGUUUGGAAAUCCUGGAUUUGUCCUCGAACUUUAUUGCGAGCCUUCCCGCUGAGUUUCCACCUGUAUUCAGCGAGAACCUUAAGGUACUGUCAUUAAAAAACAACAACGUGGAAUCGAUCCGAGACCUUUACUCGGCUAUAACCAGUCUGCGAAGCCUCAAGAUCCUGGAGAUUGAAGGUAAUAAAAUACCGGUGGAAGAAUUGAAACAAAUUCAGAACGAAAUACCUCUCUCAUCUCUCCCAGAUAGCGUCUCACCAGAAGAGUACUGGUGCGUCGCUCUGCGAAAACAUUUUUCGGAUUCGAAAGUCAGUAAGGUUGCAAAGAGGCGUGGUUUUAUCAAUGUCACUGACGAAGAGCAUCGUCGAGAAGAGAUAUACAGCAACAACAAAUACAAUGAUUAUUUCAAACGGCUGUCAGUAUUACCAGAAGAAACUGCAUCCCAACGGGUGACUCACGAUGAACUUUUAAUAGCAUGUCGAAAACUUCUUUUCAGUUUCACAGAAUGUCAGCAGAGUAUAAGGAAAGUAACUUCAUUUUGUGAAGAUAACGCGGUCGCAGUAAAUUCAGUGUCUCUUCUGUAUAGUGCAAGGUUGCACAUUGAUAAUCUGUUGGAAAUAUUAGAGCAGGGAGAAAAUCCCACAUCGUCGAGAAAUGAUGUGAUGGUAAAUCCUUGUCUCACCAUUAUUUCCAUUUUCAAACAAAUCUUUGCUUUGCUACGCAAGAACUUCAAGGCCUUCUUUCAAGGGAAUGACAUUUGUUUCGCAAGAAUAUUUUACAUGAACCUAUUAUGCUCAUACACCGAAAUGUUCAAUGCUUGGAGCUUAAUUUCGCCGCAAGAUGUUCGUACUCCCGUAAAAAAACGGCCCUCCAGGACGCACUCUUUGAGUGUUUCGCAAGGCUUUAAGCAUAUUAUACCGAGAGCCAGAAGUAACACGCUUCAAAGGUCCGUGACAGGUAACCCGGUGCUUUCCUCUUCCUCAUCUAUGCCGCAACCAGCGGUAAAUCGCCCCACUGGUGCCUCUUUGACCACAACACCACCGCCUCCCCAAAAUAAUAUGGGUUUUGAAAGUCGAAUAAAUCACGAAGGCUCUCCUAGACCAAAGACAGAACCACUUCACCUUUCACCACAAGCCAAUAGGCGAAAAGCUGAAGGAACCUUUUUAGAGGGUGCACCAUCGGCCCUGUCUUCGAGUCCGGCAAAGAAUGCUAUGGAAGAAACUGCAGAUCCUGAUAUUGAUGCUCAAUUAUAUCAUACACUGGAUACGGUUAUUUCUAUGGUGAACGUGGUAUAUGCUCAACUGACAUCCGCUAUUACUAAGAGCGCAAUAGCCAGUACCAAGGGGACUGAGAUUGCAAGCAUAACCAGCAGCAUAGCAUCUAAGAUAAAGGACUUAACUGACAUUUGUUUUCAAUCAAUGGAAUUGUCAAAAGUUCUAAAAGAAAGGCUCACAGUUGUUUCCAAAACCAAACCUGAGAAUUACACCUCACCCAUAGAAAAGGCCAAAACCUGGGAAAGCGUUAACGCUUUUUUGAAAUCUAUCAUUUCUAUUUUGGCGAACACAAAAAUCAUUAUGAAAGAUUUGCCUAUUUUGAACGAGGUGAGGCCAAACUUGGCUUCCCUAGCAAAGAUUACUAAGGAUGUCACUGUAAUUUUAGACUUAAGUUCCUAUAGGAGUGUUUCACAGGCGUCUCAGCAGCAACAACAGCCCCAGCAGCAGGCGCCAGAUUCGGCUUUACCGAAAGCGCCACAUUCACAUUCAGCUGCACCAAGCGAUGAUAGUCAAAACUUUUUGUUGGUAACGCCUUUGUCGACGCCUUCCUUAGUAUCAGGACAUGCCCCUAACCCGUUCGACCAAAUAUGA